ACACGCUGCAGGCCACUGCACUGCCCUCCUCACACUGCCCCUGAAUUUGUGCAGUGUUGUAACACCUCACAACAGGACACUCUGAGAACAGAGGACACCACGUCGCUGAGAAGAAAACUCUCUGUCCGUACAUUGUGCAUCAUCAGAAGCGAUCUGUCACAAUGGAUGCCUCUCCCACUCUUAUACUCCCUCAUUUCUAUAUAAAGCCCACAGAAAAACCCUGUAUACCCAGCUAGCAAUAAUUAGAAAUCCUUUUAAUUUGAAUGCUUUUAGAUCUGAAUUAAAGGGUUCUUGGUUCAUUGUUAUUAUAGAUAUUUGAUUAUUAACACAUACAUCACUUAAAAGUUAUUGUCAGCAGAUUAGUUUGGCUCGAGUCUGUUUUCAGUUGUUGAAUAUAGUCAUAUCCAAUUAGAGAUGGAUACAGCUACACUAGCAACCUUGACCGCUGCCACCACCGCAGCUCUGGCCUCUCAGUCCGACAUGUCCAGCUACUUGUGGCUGUUGGUAGUGGGCUUCGUAAUUGCCUUCAUUCUGGCUUUCUCUGUGGGAGCCAACGACGUGGCCAAUUCCUUUGGUACGGCGGUGGGCUCGGGAGUGGUCACUUUGCGUCAGGCCUGCAUACUGGCCACUAUUUUUGAGACCGUGGGAUCGGUUCUGCUGGGGGCCAAAGUCAGUGAGACCAUCAGGAAGGGAAUCAUCGACGUGAGGAUGUACAAUGGCUCAGAGCACGUCCUGAUGGCGGGAUCAAUAAGUGCCAUGUUUGGCUCUGCUGUCUGGCAGCUGGCCGCAUCUUUCCUAAAGCUCCCCAUUUCUGGAACACACUGCAUAGUGGGAGCUACAAUUGGGUUUUCCAUAGUAGCCAGAGGUCACCAAGGUGUCAAGUGGAUGGAACUACUACGUAUUGUGUCAUCCUGGUUCCUGUCGCCUGUACUGUCCGGAAUCAUGUCAGGAAUUCUCUUCUAUUUUGUCCGCAAAUUCAUUCUGAGCAAGGCAAGAGCUAUUUUUGUUUGUUGUGCUGACCCUGUGCCCAAUGGACUGAAAGCCCUUCCUGUUUUCUACGCCAUCACUAUGGGCAUCAACCUCUUCUCCAUCAUGUUUACAGGAGCUCCAAUGUUGGGUUUUGACAAAGUGCCGUGGUGGGGUACUCUGUGUAUUUCCUUGGGUUGUGCCGUCGUCACUGCUCUAGCCGUUUGGUUUGUUGUCUGUCCACGCCUCAAGAAGAAAAUUAAACGUGAAACAGCUGCUGCUCCGUGUGAAACUCCACUAAUGGAGAAACAUUCCCAAAAACCGCCACGACAAGACCAGCCCCCAUUUCCAUCUCUCCCUCAAUCCCAGACCCCCCCUGAAGACAGCCAGAUGGUGGCUUUUAAACUUGGAGGCUCAGAAGAAGCCGACUUAAACACUGACAUGGAAACCAAAGACCUGGAUAUGCCAAAUGGGCUUAAUGGCACGCUUGGCUCCAUGAUGAUCACCGAUCCUCACAGCGGACGCUCCCACACCAUCCACAAAGAUUCUGGCCUUUACAAAGACCUGCUCCACAAGCUCCACAUGGCCAAAGUCGGGGACUGCAUCGGUGACGGCGACACCGAGGAGCGGCCCAUGCGCCGGAACAACAGCUACACCUCCUACACCAUGGCCAUAUACGGCAUUCCGGGAGAUCCCAAAUACAGGGAUGUGGACGGCGGGUCGCAGAGAAGAUCCCGGGUGGACAGUUACAGCAGCUACAGCUCGGCAAUAACCAACGCCAGCGCAGUCCAGGACGGGAGCGUGACUCCAGAGGCCGGCGGGACCCUCGCCCAGGAGGAGGACGAGCUGGAAGUCGACCAGCCUGCCGUUGCCUCCCUGUUCCAGUUCUUGCAAAUUCUAACAGCGUGCUUUGGCUCUUUUGCUCAUGGAGGAAACGAUGUCAGCAAUGCCAUCGGCCCUUUGGUGGCUCUCUGGCUCCUCUAUGACAGCGGCUCCGUGGUUUCCAAUGCUCCCACCCCCAUCUGGUUGCUUCUGUACGGCGGCGUGGGAAUCUGCGCCGGACUCUGGGUUUGGGGUCGUAGAGUGAUCCAGACCUUGGGAAAAGACCUUACCCCGAUCACACCGUCCAGUGGAUUUAGCAUUGAGCUGGCUUCUGCUGUCACUGUCGUUGUUGCCUCCAACAUAGGACUUCCUGUCAGCACCACCCACUGCAAGGUGGGAUCUGUGGUGGCGGUGGGGUGGCUGCGCUCCCGGAAAUCGGUGGACUGGCGUCUGUUCAGAAAUAUUUUCAUCGCCUGGUUUGUUACAGUUCCUAUCUCUGGGCUGAUCAGUGCUGCCAUCAUGGCUCUCUUCAUUUAUGUCAUUCUGUGAGCUGUUCAGUUACACCGUCAGUUUAACUCACGGACUGUAUGCUUAAAUACUUGUACAAAAAAAACAACAUAUUUGUUGCUUGUUUAUGAUGUUUUAUAAUUUUCUUUGUAAUUUCCAUGUUGUGUGAAUCAUCGUAUCUCACAGGGAUGUUUUUACUGAAUCAUCUUAACUUUAGUUACACUGUUCAAAUGUCCAAAAGACUGUGAUCUUGUAUAUUCUUCUGUAUAUUUAUAUAAAAGUGAUGAGUAUGAAUCAAAUCAUUCAGUUUUCACAGAGACAGAACUGGCAGCUGUCAUAUUUCUUAAAUGCAUGUUUUAAUAAAUAAAAUAUGGAGCUGCUUUAUAUGAAGGGAUGUAUUUAAACCACCAUGAAACUGUUUGUUUUUUUGUCACAGAGUUUGCAAAUUUAAUAACACAGGUUUUCUGAUGAAAUGAACAUUCAAUUAUUAUGAGAAUAUUGGGAUUUUAUACAUGUAUAGAUAUUGCACUGCAUAUGGACUCGCAAAUAAAUUUAAAUUGUGAACUGG
Messenger RNA from Menidia menidia (Atlantic silverside), 2863 nucleotides. The record is from the annotation of a GenBank genome assembly. NCBI's taxonomy places the organism in Eukaryota, Metazoa, Chordata, Actinopteri, Atheriniformes, Atherinopsidae.